GCAGCCAAGUCUGCCUAUCUUCCUCCCCUCCUCUUCCUCCUAAAUUGUCAAUGAAAAUCUCGAUUGCUUCCUCUCCCUCCAUUGAUAAACAAGAAAUAGUUGACCUAUCAAUACACCACGAUUUGGAGUCGGAAGAUCACACAAUGAAAGUUCAGAAACAAGUCACAAAUGUUGUAGUAACGGAGCAAAAAUCGCAGCAAGAGGGUGACACUUCAACACUUGGUAGUUAUGUAGGGCCAUCGACUAUACCUACUUCCACUCGUCCUCUGUACAAUUAUACGGAGCAUUUUACAACGGAGACGGUGAGUGUUUUUUUGAUAAAGCAUUUAUUAUGUGCAAUCUUAUAUUACGGGCUAUAAUUUUUUUUUUUUUAUGUGUGUA
This is a messenger RNA of Rhododendron vialii, 381 nucleotides long. RefSeq lists its product as uncharacterized. The coding region runs from base 51 to 359 and encodes 102 amino acids. The record is from RefSeq and is a predicted model, not a curated record. The transcript has 2 exons. Lineage: Eukaryota; Viridiplantae; Streptophyta; Magnoliopsida; Ericales; Ericaceae.